AUGUCGUCUGCGUCGAGCAAGACUACGAUGCAAGCAAUCCACAUUCCCAAGUGGCUGCCACAAGACACAGGCUACCCGUCCCUGAAGCCCACCACUCAACCUGUGCCCUCACCCUCGCCAACAAACCUCCUCAUUGCCAUUACCCACUCCUCUCUCAACCACGUCGACCUGCUGUACUCGCGAGGUCUGCACCAGAAUAACGCCUCCGGACUCGUGAAACCGCCGUUCAACCUCGGUCUGGAGUUCUCUGGAGUCGUCGCCGCACUCCCAACCGAUGCAAAAGCUGCAUCAACAUGUGGCUUCGCCGUCGGCGAUCGUGUCUGGGGCGGCUGUGUAGGCAGUUUCGCAGAGUAUGCGUCGGUGCCACCCUCGGCAGUGAGAAAGGUUCCCAACGGAACGAGUCUGCUGGACGCGGCUGGAUUGGGUGCGGGCAGCCCGACGGUGAGCUAUGGCGCCUUGAUCUUGUGUGGAGGCGUGAAGAAAGGUGACCUGGUGCUCGUGCAUGCGGCGGCUGGAGGAUUGGGCGCGCCUGCUGUGCAGAUAGCGUAUGCAAAGGGAGCGAAGGUCAUUGCAACAGUGGGCAGUGAGGAGAAAGCUAAGGUGGUGAGGAGCGAGAUGGGAGAAAUGGUUUUGGGCGUGGUGAACUACGAAGUCGAGGGCUGGGAGAAAGAGGUGGUCAAAAUUGCAAAAAAAGAAGGGAAGGAAGGCGUCGACUUAGUCUACGACACAGUGGGAUUGGUGCUAAGCUCGAUCAGGUGUGUGAGAUUCGACGGGGCGAUUGUCAUCGCGGGCUUUGCUGGAAGGAAGGGGAAGAUGGAGACGGUGGCGAUGAACAGAAUUCUGUUGAAGAACGUCAGAGUGCUUGGGUACAGGUAUGGCGAGAGUGGGAGAAGAGACCCAGACCACACGGCAGAAUGCUGGCGCGGCACAGAGGAGUUGCUAGCGAAGGGCCAAAUGAAACCGCUGAUCUACAGAGUGCUUCACGGGCUAGAUUCGGUGGGCGAGGGCUUGCAGGAGCUGUACGAGAGGAAGGUGUGGGGAAAGGCCGUGGUUGAAAUUAGGAAAGAGGAGGAUGUUCUGAGGGAGGUCACUGCCAAACCGAAAUUGUGA
Molecule: messenger RNA, 1110 nt
Organism: Cyphellophora attinorum
Lineage: Eukaryota; Fungi; Ascomycota; Eurotiomycetes; Chaetothyriales; Cyphellophoraceae
Product: putative quinone oxido
Exons: 1
Coding region: 1-1110 (369 amino acids)
Cellular component (GO): mitochondrion
Molecular function (GO): oxidoreductase activity
Source: RefSeq, a predicted model, not a curated record